AAUAAACCGGUGGCAGGGCACAAUUUCAUCUGCAGAAACUAUUUUCUUCAAAAAGAAAAAGAAGUAAAUUAAGUAAGAAGUGAAAGUGCAAAGACUGUAACCACAAAGACACUGUGUCAAAGUGCCUGCAAUAAAGUUGACGAAGAGGAACAGAAGAGGCAAGAACUAGUCGCGUUUGAUGCGUGGUACUAACGACGCUCUGCUCACCUGCGUCUUGAACUGAUGGUUAUGGACCGCUGCGCAUAACUAUAAACUGGCUUUCCAACCCACAAGGACACAACUCAUGGAUAACCACUUUAAGUGACUUAUCUUCUUCCACUGAAGGAACAGAGUGGUGAUAAACUGAAAAGUCUUAGCGUCUUUUCCACCUCUGCUGUACCCCAGCUAUGUCCGCGCUACGAAGGAAAUUUGGUGAGGAUUACCACGUUGUUAACACCAACAGAGGUACCACUUAUGCAGCGCCUGUCAAGAAGAAGCGCCAGCGAUUCGUGGAGAAGAACGGCCGCUGUAAUGUCCAGCACGGCAACCUUGGCGGAGAGACUAGUAGGUACAUCUCGGACUUGUUCACUACCUUAGUAGACUUGAAGUGGCGAUGGAACCUACUUAUUUUUAUUUUGACAUACACCAUCGCCUGGCUGGUUAUGGCUUCGAUGUGGUGGAUCAUCGCUUACAUCCGAGGGGACCUGAACCACGGUCAUGACCAGUCUUACACCCCAUGCGUUGCCAACGUCUACAACUUUCCUUCUGCAUUCCUGUUUUUCAUUGAGACAGAAGCCACCAUUGGGUAUGGCUACCGCUACAUUACGGAAAAGUGCCCCGAAGGCAUUAUCCUCUUCCUCUUUCAAUCUCUGUUGGGCUCCAUUGUAGACGCCUUCCUCAUUGGCUGCAUGUUCAUCAAGAUGUCCCAGCCCAAGAAGCGCGCGGAGACGCUCAUGUUUAGCCAGGACGCGGUCAUUUCGCAGCGCGAUGGCAAGCUGUGCCUCAUGUUUAGGGUGGGAAACCUGAGAAAUAGCCAUAUGGUGUCAGCACAAAUCAGGUGCAAACUCAUAAAGUCUCGGCAGACCCCGGAAGGUGAGUUCCUGCCACUGGAUCAGUGUGAGUUGGAUGUGGGCUUCGGGACGGGAGCAGACCAGCUCUUCCUGGUGUCACCCCUCACCAUCUGCCACGAGAUUAAUCCCAAGAGCCCCUUCUUCGACCUGUCCCAACGCUCCCUCAUGAACGAGCAGUUCGAGAUCGUGGUCAUCCUGGAGGGCAUAGUGGAGACCACAGGAAUGACGUGCCAGGCUCGGACAUCCUACACAGAGGACGAGGUCCUGUGGGGUCACCGCUUUCUGCCUGUCAUGUCCCUGGAGGAGGGCUUCUUCCGGGUGGACUACUCUCAGUUCCACAGCACCUUUGAGGUGCCCACGCCACCCUACAGCGUCAAGGAGUACGAGGAGAAGGCGUCGCUGCCCUCGCCCGCGCCCACGCCCACGCUGGGGGAUGCACGUGGCCGGCGGGAGCGCGUGUUCUCCGUGGACUGCAUCGACACCAUCGAGGAGCGGGCGGUGGGCAGGCUGCCCAGCAAGCUGCAGCGCAUGAGCUCCGGCAAGGAGGACCUGCAGCGCAAGGUGCUGAAAACGGGCUCGCAGACCGCCGAGAGGGCCUCCAGCACGGGUGACCUGCCCCUCAAACUCCAGCGCAUCAACUCCGUCCCAGGCCAGGGCGAUGCCGAGGAGCGGCUCCAGCUCAGGGCACUCAAGGUGAGCUCCGAGGCCAUGACCCAAUCCACCGGGGACCUGCAGCAGCACAAACUGCCUCCUGCCCCCCUCCCCUCGGCGGGAGGCCGGCCUGAGGACAACCUGCCAGCCAAGCUGCGGAAAAUGAAUGCAGACCGCUGAAAAUGCGGCAGCAAGCGGACUCAACUAAUGCUGAGCAGGCUGCACACCUAUAGGGACACGUAAAGGGGUGAACAGGUUGACCAAAAGAGAUGAAUGAAAGCAGGUGGACGCGGAGUGGUUUUUUCUGAGCACGCGUUUUAACGGGGACUACUGUGAUUUGUGUUGCUUUGCUGUUUCCUCCUCUGCCUUAGUGCAGCUUCAUCUUCACUUCAGUACUUAGAGGCUAACACUGAGGAGACUGACAGGACUGCAGGGGUGACUCUCACCCUCCGUAUAGCCCUGUGGCUCCUCUAUCUUUUCAUUCCUGUGUGCAUGUGAGAAACACACUUCCAUACAUCCCUUC
Messenger RNA from Megalops cyprinoides (Indo-Pacific tarpon), 2223 nucleotides. It is a transcript of the gene kcnj19b, whose product is annotated as potassium inwardly rectifying channel subfamily J member 19b. The transcript has 3 exons. Gene Ontology annotation, biological process: regulation of monoatomic ion transmembrane transport; potassium ion import across plasma membrane. The record is from RefSeq and is a predicted model, not a curated record. NCBI's taxonomy places the organism in Eukaryota, Metazoa, Chordata, Actinopteri, Elopiformes, Megalopidae. Gene Ontology annotation, molecular function: G-protein activated inward rectifier potassium channel activity. Gene Ontology annotation, cellular component: plasma membrane. Bases 387 to 1880 code for a protein of 497 amino acids.